AUGUCCGAGUCAGCAAGCGCAAAUGCCCCGAAGCCGAGCAGCAGUGUCAAGCUUGUGCUGCUAGGAGAGGCCGCAGUGGGCAAGUCAUCGCUUGUCCUCCGCUUCGUGAAUAAUGAUUUCCAGGAGAACAAGGAACCAACCAUUGGCGCCGCAUUUCUGACACAAAAAUGCUCCCUUCCCACGCGCACGAUCAAGUUCGAGAUAUGGGAUACCGCCGGCCAGGAGCGCUUCGCAUCGCUCGCCCCGAUGUACUACCGCAAUGCACAAGCGGCGCUUGUUGUCUACGACGUUACAAAACCCUCUUCGCUGACGAAAGCCAAGCACUGGGUCGCUGAGCUGCAGCGUCAAGCGAGCCCUGGAAUUGUCAUUGCCCUCGUCGGUAACAAGCUGGACUUGACCAAUGACGGCGGAGAUGUUUCCGAGGCUGCUGUCGCUGCACAGAACGAGUCUGAGUCGGCCCGGGAUGGCGAUGAAGGUGCCAAUGAGGAAGAUGAUGUGCAGGAUGCCGUGUCUGGCGAUGCCCGCAAGGUCUCUACACGGGAGGCUACCGGCUAUGCGGAGGAGGAGGGCCUUUUGUUCUUCGAGACUAGCGCCAAAACCGGAACCAACGUUGUGGAUGUCUUCACAGCAAUUGCCAAUGCCAUUCCCGAGAGCAGCCUGAAGACCGGUCGCGGUACCGGUGCGGGAACUGGUCAGACUUCGUUGGCUCGGUCAGCAGAGGACUCACGAGUCAACUUGGGUGAUCGAAACGCUGCCACGGCCAAGGAGGGUUGCGCUUGCUGA
Messenger RNA from Penicillium vulpinum, 783 nucleotides. Its product is annotated as Rab family GTPase. The record is from RefSeq and is a predicted model, not a curated record. Bases 1 to 783 code for a protein of 260 amino acids. The transcript has 3 exons. Lineage: Eukaryota; Fungi; Ascomycota; Eurotiomycetes; Eurotiales; Aspergillaceae. Gene Ontology annotation, molecular function: GTP binding; GTPase activity.